AUGCUGCAGACUAAGCCUGUGGCGUACUGGCAACAGGCUGGGCUCAGCUACAUCCAGUACUCCCAGAUCUGUGCAAAAGUAGUGAGAGAUGCACUGAAGGCCGAGUUCAAAGCAAAUGCUGAGAAGACUUCUGGCAGCACUGCAAAAAUUGUGAAACUGAAAAAAGAGUAAUCUACCCUGGCUAAAGCUUGAAAUGCUACAUUUUCCAAGGUAAAGAUGUGUGGAUCCAUGUUAUGACAGAUUGAAAACGAUCUCCCGGGGUGCCUGGGUGGCUCAGUGGGUUAAAGCCUCUGCCUU
Molecule: messenger RNA, 297 nt
Organism: Neogale vison (American mink)
Lineage: Eukaryota; Metazoa; Chordata; Mammalia; Carnivora; Mustelidae
Product: ATP synthase subunit epsilon, mitochondrial-like
Exons: 2
Coding region: 1-171 (56 amino acids)
Biological process (GO): proton motive force-driven mitochondrial ATP synthesis
Cellular component (GO): mitochondrial inner membrane
Molecular function (GO): proton-transporting ATP synthase activity, rotational mechanism
Source: RefSeq, a predicted model, not a curated record